AUGGCGCUCUCCUGCAUGAGCUGCCCGUCCGUUGCUAGCGGCCCCUCCAUGCGCCGACACGCAGAGAGUCCGCCCUGGUCAUCCGUCGCCUUUUCCUUUGCUAGAUGCAUUGGGAGAUCAGCGGCCGCCGCCUCAGGGUGGCGCAUUGACGCCGUCAUCGGGAACGGAGGUGGGUGCUCUCUUCUCGACUUACUCUGUUCAGCCAGGGUGUUGAUUCUCUCCGUGCUCUUGGCUUCUCCUCCUAGGUGA
This is a messenger RNA of Triticum turgidum subsp. durum (durum wheat), 249 nucleotides long. NCBI's taxonomy places the organism in Eukaryota, Viridiplantae, Streptophyta, Magnoliopsida, Poales, Poaceae. The record is from the annotation of a GenBank genome assembly.